Hevea brasiliensis (rubber tree) is the source of this 2312-nucleotide messenger RNA. Its product is annotated as LIMR family protein At5g01460. The coding region runs from base 391 to 1920 and encodes 509 amino acids. The record is from RefSeq and is a predicted model, not a curated record. Lineage: Eukaryota; Viridiplantae; Streptophyta; Magnoliopsida; Malpighiales; Euphorbiaceae. The transcript has 14 exons.
CACAAUAAUCUAUCUUACAAUCCUACGAUAGAAGCGGUUUUCUCAUAGGUUCCUAAAGAAUUGAAAGUUGCAAUAACAAGGCUCGUCUCGCCUGGACAGGUUGUUCGAUCAUACUCACGGGGCAUGAUAUGUAAUUACUCUUAACCCCAACUCCAGCUCAACCCUCAGUGCACAAUUACACUGUUUUGUAAGAACAUAAUAGUAAUUUAAAGUCCACACCACACGUCAUUCAACCCCCAACAAACGACCUCACCGGAACCAAACCUGCCCUUUCCCUAUUCUCCUCAAGAAACCAGAUCUGCAAAAUUCAAACAGUGGAUCCCAAGAAAAAUAAAAACCCUAAUUUUACAAUCUCUCUAUCGAUUCGUCUUCGAAUCGAAAAUUUAAGCGAUGGGCGAUUUCAAUCUCGCUCUAAUUAUUGUUGCUAUAGUGGUGUGCAUUAUCGUUUUUAUCUUCAAUGUGUAUCUUCUCGUCAAUUACCAACAUCCAGAUGACAAGAACCAGGCUUAUUUCCCCAAAUUUGUUGUCGUUUUGGGCCUCUCCGUCGCCCUCAUUUCAAUAUUGAUGUUACCGGCCGACGUAGCUAACCGGCAGGCUUGUCGCAACGCGAUAUACAAUGGCGCUUGUAAUCUUACUUUGCCAAUGAAAGAUCUAUGGAUCGCUGUCUAUAUUAUCGAUGCUGUGCUCGUGUUCUUCGUUAUACCCUUCGCGAUGUUCUACUAUGAAGGCGACCAGGACAAGAGUAUUGGCCAAAGGAUAAAAAGUGCAUUGUUGUGGGUGAUAACGACGGCAAUUGUUUGUGGUCUUGUACUUGGCAUUCUAUAUGGGCUAGUUGGAAAGGUGGACUUCACUGUUAUGCACCUCUCCUCAACCACAACCAACUUUCCUAGUAGUUGGGACUUCUCUAGUAGUCAGCCCUGUAUUGGAAGUGGCGCACACCAGUGCUCUGCAUAUCUUGCAAGUCCUUCCUCAGAGAAAACAUGGACUAUGCGCACCACGUUUCCAGAAUAUGUUGUUGCUCUGGCUACAAUUGUUGGAUCUGUACUUUUUGCGAUAUUUGGAGGUGUUGGUAUUGCUUGUUUGCCAUUGGGACUUAUAUUUUCUUUCAUCCGGCGUCCAAAGGCUGUCAUCACUCGCUCACAGUAUAUUAAGGAAGCUACUGAACUUGGUAAAAAAGCAAAAGAAUUGAAGAAAGCAGCUGAUGCACUCCAUCAGGAAGAAAGAAGUGGUUCUAAGGGUAGAAAAUGGCGUAAAAAUGUGAAGGCAGUAGAGAAGGAGUUGCUUCAGUUAGAAGAAGAUGUCAAGCUGUUAGAGGAGAUGUAUCCUCAAGGAGAAAAGGCUGAGACUGCUUGGGCUUUGACUGUUCUUGGGUACCUGGCAAAACUUGUGUUGGGGAUCUUAGGGUUGAUUGUUUCGGUGGCUUGGGUGGCUCAUAUUGUUAUAUAUCUAUUGAUUGAUCCUCCUCUUUCUCCUUUUCUGAAUGAGGUUUUCAUUAAGUUGGAUGAUAUAUGGGGUCUUCUGGGUACUGUGGCAUUUGCAUUCUUCUGCUUCUACCUUCUGCUUGCAGUGAUAGCUGGGGCAAUGAUGCUGGGCCUGAGAUUAGUUUUCAUCACAAUUCAUCCCAUGAAGUGGGGAGCUACAUUAAUGAACUCCUUUCUUUUCAAUGUUGCACUCAUUCUUCUUUGCUCCAUUAGUGUGAUUCAGUUCUGUGCUACAGCAUUUGGCUACUAUGCUCAAGCAACUGCUGCACAGGAGAUUUUUGGCCACACAUUGCAGUCUCUCCGGGGAAUUAAAUAUUUGUACAAGUAUAAUGUUUUCCAAAUCGCAUUUAUUGUUCUUGCGGCUUUGACUUUUGUGUAUUAUGCUGCCUUCGGAUGGAGAAGAAAAAGGCCAAGUGGCAGGUUCCAGCUUUCUUCCUAAGGCAUGUUUUUGAGCAGAAGUGCAUGCACCCACUUGAAGUCCUCAAGAGUUUUCUGUUGUAUCAGGGAAGUGUUGUUCAUAUCUGGAUGCAUGUCUAUGGCCUAGUUUUGUUUAUGUUGAAAGUUUUAGAGAGGCAGGCCGAGAUCAUCUGAGUAAAAUUGGGCAGCUAUGGAGGCAGUGGCAUGGUGAGUGCUGCUGUUGUUUCUGCUUGUUUUCCACCUUUUGUAUGUAUAAUUCUUUGUAUGGGUAAUGUUUAUACAAUGGCUUGGGCAUGUACGAAUUACUCUAGCACAAGUGAGAGAUGGGUUUUCAUAACUUCUUGAUGUAAUAUAACUUUUGAGAACAAAAAGAUCUUACAGUUUACAUGAUCAUGUUUACGUGGUGGUUUGAUA